CUGCGGUGGGAUCGGGUUGGCGAAUCUUAUUCGAUAUGUCCAAAGUCCUCAGGUUGCAGUUGCUACGCUGCCCUUCAUGGUGAUGUAUGCGGAGGAGGUGACGAGAAAGGGGGUUGAAGGUGGGGUGGGUAUUGAUGACUUGGCACCUUGGGUUGACGUCGGUGGGUAUAAAGAGCAAGACGGCUGGCAUCAUUGGGGUUUGAAGAGUUCGUCUGGAAAACAUCAACACACAAACCUCCACUCAGUCACUGCAGCUUACCAUCUCGACACACACACAACAUAAACACCCAAAAUUUAGCAUAUCAACGCAUAUUACCCACACGAACCAUCCAUCCACACUUCAUACAACCAAGAUGUCCGACUCCCCCAAGGUCCUCGUCGUCCUCACCUCCCACGACAAGCUGGGCGACACCGGCAAGCCCACAGGCUGGUAUCUCUCCGAACUAGCCCACCCCUACGACAUCCUCACCGCCCAAGGCUUCAGCAUCACCCUGGCCUCGCCCGCCGGCGGGCCGGCGCCGCUGGACCCCUCGUCGGUGGAGGCGGCCUCCGACGACGCCGUGUCGCAGGGCUUCCUGACGGAGCGCAACGCGCUGUGGGAGGCGACCGAGCCGCUGGUGUCCUUCCUCGGGCGCGCCGACGAGUUUGCCGCGCUCUUCUUCCCCGGCGGCCACGGGCCCAUGUUCGACCUGGCUGUGGAUCCGACGUCGCAGGCGCUGGUGCAGGAGUUUGCGGCCAAGGGGAAGGUGGUCGCGGCUGUGUGCCAUGGGCCGGCGGCGCUGGUGGGGGUGGAGGGGCUUUUGGAGGGGAAGGCCGUGACGGGGUUUACGAAUGCCGAGGAGGAGGCCGUGGGGUUGGAUGCGGCGAUGCCGUUUGCGUUGGAGGAUCGGUUGGUUGAGGUGGUGGGGAAGGGGGGUCGGUUUGAGAAAGCCGCUGAGAAGUGGGGGGAGAAGGUGGUUGUGGAUGGGAAGCUGAUUACGGGGCAGAACCCGGCGAGCGCGAAGGGCGUGGGCGAGGCGAUUGUGCGGGCUGUUUUGGGGCGUGAGUAAGGAGGGCCGCGUCCAGGUUGGGGGGGGGGGUUGUAAGGAAGUUUCGUUCUUCUCUCGUUACUACCUAAGUACCAGGUGUUUUCUUGUCUGGCCCGAGAGAAGUGUCAACUGCUUUUCAAGGCAAAACUAAGAGAAAAAAAGGGUUAAAGGGGA
Messenger RNA from Chaetomium fimeti, 1202 nucleotides. RefSeq names its product class I glutamine amidotransferase-like protein. NCBI's taxonomy places the organism in Eukaryota, Fungi, Ascomycota, Sordariomycetes, Sordariales, Chaetomiaceae. Gene Ontology annotation, molecular function: glyoxalase III activity. The coding region runs from base 354 to 1049 and encodes 231 amino acids. The record is from RefSeq and is a predicted model, not a curated record. Gene Ontology annotation, cellular component: cytoplasm. The transcript is spliced from 2 exons.